CCUAUUAUGUGACACAUGGUGUCGUGUACUCUUUCCUUGUUAUUAACUGUAACUAAUUGUAAUGUCUUCGGUUCCAGAGUGUUGGAGUUACUGUUUAUGUUCCUACUGGUGUGGUACUACUGCACACUCACCAUCCGUGAGAGCAUACUGAAAGUGAACGGGUCCCGUAUCAAGGGCUGGUGGCGACUGCACCAUUUCAUCUCCACCGUUGUGUCGGCAGUACUGCUUAUUUGGCCCAACUCUGCGUGUUGGUACGAGUUCCGGCCACAGUUCAUGAUCUUCAAUGUGUACAUAAGUUUUGUGCAAUAUCUACAGUUCCGGUACCAACAAGGUGUGCUGUAUCGCCUGAAGGCUCUGGGAGAGAGGCACAACAUGGAUAUCACCAUUGAGGGGUUCCACUCGUGGAUGUGGAGAGGUCUCAGCUUCUUGCUGCCGUUUCUGUACGCCGGCUACUUCUUCCAGCUGUACAACGCUUACAAGCUCUACAAGCUCACCAAACAUCCUGACGCCACUUGGCAGGUCCCAAUGUUGGCCAUCCUCUUCUUUAUCCUGUUCUUGGGCAACAUCAUCACAACUUCCAUGGUCAUACCUCAGAAACUGGAACCAUCCAUCACUAAAACAGAGGAUGAUGACACAUCCAAAAGGAAAAGUGAAGACAAAAUCUCAAAAAGCGAAUGAAGCAUUUAAUUUUCUAGAGGAGGGGGUUAAUUUAUUAUUUUUAUAUUUUAUUUAUGUAUACAAUAUAUUUGUAACACACUGGAUGUAACAAUAUAGAUGUAUUUAUUAAUAUAUAUUUUUGUGGAUAUAAAAAUAUAGUAUACAACUGGAA
Molecule: messenger RNA, 829 nt
Organism: Homalodisca vitripennis (glassy-winged sharpshooter)
Lineage: Eukaryota; Metazoa; Arthropoda; Insecta; Hemiptera; Cicadellidae
Product: transmembrane protein 120 homolog
Exons: 4
Coding region: 16-678 (220 amino acids)
Cellular component (GO): membrane
Source: RefSeq, a predicted model, not a curated record